Messenger RNA from Acomys russatus (golden spiny mouse), 1242 nucleotides. Its product is annotated as asialoglycoprotein receptor 2-like. Gene Ontology annotation, molecular function: signaling receptor activity. NCBI's taxonomy places the organism in Eukaryota, Metazoa, Chordata, Mammalia, Rodentia, Muridae. The transcript is spliced from 9 exons. The record is from RefSeq and is a predicted model, not a curated record. The coding region runs from base 257 to 1162 and encodes 301 amino acids.
GUGGACUUAGACACUCAGACAUAGGGACCCGGCUCUUGCCUAGAUCAACCCCUCCUCCCACUCACCACUUAGCAUCCCCUGUCCAGGUCUCCCAGGUGUAACUCCUCUUUCUCCUUGGGCUUGGGCUGCCUUCGGAAGCCAGAGUCAGCUCUCUACACCUUUAACAGUCCCUCCACAGGAAUUCACCCCUUAGCACAAACCCGAAUUCCAAUCUCAACUCCAUCCCAGACGGUUCUCCAUCCCUUGGGGCCCCACCAUGGAGAAAGACUUCCAAGACAUCCAGGACCUGGGCCCUGAGGACAACGACCAUCCGCUCAGUGGUGAGGAGGAUCAGGGCGCUUGCGUGCAGAACCCCAGGACAGAAAACCCAUUCUGGAAAGGGCGGCCUCUCUCCACGCCCUUUCCACAGCGCCUCUGCUCCACACUCCACCUCAGUCUGCUUGUCCUGGCCUUCAAUGUCCUCCUGCUGGUGGUCAUCUGUGUGAUUUCAUCCCAAAGCAUGCGGCUGCAAGAGGAGUUCCGGAACCUGAAAGAAACUUACAUCAACUUCUCCUCCAGCACCCUGAGGGAGCUCCAGGCUCUGGGCGCCCAUGGAGGUGGCAGAGAUGACAAGCUGACCUCCUGGGAAUCCAAAGUGGAGAAAAAGCAUCAGGACCUAAGGGCAGAGCACUCCACUGUGCUACAUCACCUCAAGCACUUCCCACCGGAUCUGCGAACCCUGACCUGCCAGCUGGCGUUCCUCCAGAGCAAUGGCACAGAAUGCUGCCCCAUUAAUUGGGUGGAGCAUGGGGGCAGCUGCUACUGGUUUUCUCAGGCUGGGCUCACCUGGGCCGAGGCGGAGGCAUACUGCCAGCUGGAGAAUGCCCACCUGCUGGUCAUCAACUCCUGGGAUGAGCAGAAAUUUGUUGUGAAGCACACAAGCUCGUUUCACGUUUGGAUAGGUCUCACAGACAGGGGUGGCACCUGGAAAUGGGUGGAUGGAACCGAAUACAGAAGCAACUACAAGAAUUGGGCCAUCGGCCAGCCAGAUAACUGGCAGGGACAUGAACAGGGUGGCAGCGAGGACUGUGUGGAAAUCUUCUCAGAUGGCCGCUGGAAUGACAACUUCUGCCAGCAGGUGAACCGCUGGGCGUGUGAGAAGAGGCGCAAUGUCACUCACUAGGAGCCUGUUCCGCCGUGUCUCCCCGCCCACACACCUUGUCACCACAGCUCCUUGGGGGGGGGGGCAUAUUAAAGCACGGA